AUGGCAAGAACCAAGCAGACCGCGCGUAAAUCCACCGGCGGUAAGGCACCUAGGAAGCAGCUCGCCACUAAAGCUGCACGUAAGAGCGCGCCGGCUACCGGCGGUGUGAAGAAGCCUCACCGUUACAGGCCCGGCACUGUGGCUCUAAGGGAGAUUCGCCGUUACCAGAAGUCUACCGAGCUGCUCAUCCGUAAGCUGCCGUUCCAGCGUCUGGUGAGAGAAAUAGCUCAGGACUUUAAGACCGACCUGCGCUUUCAGAGCUCGGCUGUCAUGGCCCUGCAGGAGGCGAGCGAGGCCUAUCUGGUCGGUCUGUUCGAAGACACCAAUCUGUGCGCUAUUCACGCCAAGAGAGUGACCAUCAUGCCCAAAGACAUUCAGCUGGCCCGCCGUAUUCGCGGAGAGCGCGCUUAAACAUUAUACUCCGUCUAAUCUACACAAAGGCUCUUUUAAGAGCCACUUCAUUGUUUCAGAAAAGUCGGC
Molecule: messenger RNA, 480 nt
Organism: Clarias gariepinus (North African catfish)
Lineage: Eukaryota; Metazoa; Chordata; Actinopteri; Siluriformes; Clariidae
Product: histone H3
Exons: 1
Coding region: 1-411 (136 amino acids)
Cellular component (GO): nucleosome
Molecular function (GO): DNA binding; structural constituent of chromatin; protein heterodimerization activity
Source: RefSeq, a predicted model, not a curated record